AUGGAUGCAGCCAUUGAUGCCAUGACCCGUGAAAUGGGUUUUGACGAGAGACUAGUUCGUGCCACAGUAAAAGAGUUACUGAAGGUGGUUUCAUUGUUUUCAGAGAGUUUUGGGUUCUGGGUUUUGUUUGGCGUAUCAAAAGGUUUUGCUUUCAGGUUUAUGGAGUGCGAGGAUCUCCAGAGCAAGGAUGGCCCUUUAUCGAAGAUUGCUUCGUUUGUUGUACAAUGUGUUGGGGGAAAAUUGGGGCUUCUUGCUGCUUUGAAAUUUAUUCUUUCUCUUCGAUUUGGCGUUCUUAUUGGGUUUGUGGCUUCAGACAAAGACGUUAUCUUAAUCACAUUAAUUUGGUUGCCUGGUGAAUAUAACAUUUUUGAAUCUCACAUUCGAGCAAGACCUGUACCUGUUACUAUUUCUGAGCUUCGUACUUUACUUAUUGCUGAAGGAAGUGAUCUGAAUAGAGCUGCAUCUAUCAUGAACACACCACUCCUUACUGCUAUGAUGGCAAAGACCAAGUUAACCCCUGUUCAUCAAACCCAAGGUUCUCCAUAUUCUCAGGAUCAGAGUUAUCAGCAUCCGACUCCAGAUCACAGUUAUUCUAAUAGUACUUCAGGUUAUAAUGGUUCGUCUUCUAAUAGACAAUGGAAUUCCAGAGGUGGUUCUCAGGGAAACUCGUAUUACAGAGGCUGGAAUAACUUCAGAAACAGAUAUAAUAAGAGUAGACAUGGUAGCAGUUCAUAUGGUAAUUCCACUUACGGUUCAGGCCAAUUUUUCUAUCAACCUGGUUACCUGGUGGUCAUUAUGGAUGCUGCUCCACAAGCCGAUGCAGCUCCACCAGACGAUGCUGUUCCACCAGACGAUGCUGCUCCACUAGAUGAUGCAGCUCCAUCAGAUGAUGCUGCUCCGUAUGAUGAUGCUGCUCAGCAUGAUGAUGCUGCUUCGCAUGUUGAUGCUGCUCCGCAUGAUGAUGCUGCUUCGCAUGUUGAUGCUGCUCCGCAUGAUGAUGCUGCUCCGCAUGAUGAUGCUGCUUCGCAUGUUGAUGCUGCUCUGCAUGAUGAUGCUGCUCUGCAUGAUGAUGCAUCAGCAGCAGUAGGGCCCUCAAGCAUUGUUAUUCUACCUACUUUCUCAGGGGCUGUGGACAGCAAAUUGCAGACUCAGGAUGCUUGUGACUCUACAUCACAGACUAAUGGACUUAUUCAUGCAUCACUGAUUAAGAUUACAGGUGCCAAGGAGUGUCUCCCAGUAGAUACUCUUGCACUGCGGAGGUGUAAACCUUGCUAUGGCUGGGCUUUUAGCAAUGAUGGGGAAGGUCCUGUGGAACUACAAUCGGGUCCAUCGGCAGAGUCAGGUAAAUUACUUAUCAGGCCAGCUGAGAAGAGGAAGCGCAAGUCAGGGUGGGAUGUGAGACCUGAAGAUGUGCAAAGCUCUUUCGCUUUGAUGUCGUAG
Messenger RNA from Prunus armeniaca (apricot), 1440 nucleotides. NCBI's taxonomy places the organism in Eukaryota, Viridiplantae, Streptophyta, Magnoliopsida, Rosales, Rosaceae. The record is from the annotation of a GenBank genome assembly.